AUGAAGAAAAGCAACCAGAGCAAACGGGUGAAGGACGAGCGGAAGGCGCAGGAAGUGUUCGACCUGGCUGAUUACGAGCGUUCGGAGGAGUUGAGGAAAGCGAAGAGCCGCAGCAAGAAAAACCACAGUCGCUUCACUCUGCUGCGCUGCCGACAGCCGGGCAACACGGUUCCCAACCUCGUGUUUCUGGCGGUGAGUCCUGAGGAGAAGGAAUCAUGGGUCAACGCGCUCAACGUGGCAAUCAUCAAAGCCAAGAACCGAAUUUUAGACGAGGUGACCAUCGAGGAGGACAGUGUGUUGGUUCAUCCCACCAGAGACAGAGCGAAGAUCCCUCAUGCCCGCCGGCUGCCAACCAGAGGACACCUGAUGGCCGCGUCCACCUCAUCCCACGGCAUGCUGACCCUGGAUCUAGUCGCUGAGGAAGACGGCUUCUAUCCAGACUAUGACGGCGACUUACGGCAGUCCUGGGAGAACGGUUUCCGGGUCGACCUGCAGAGGGGGGGGGGCUCCUGUGGACAGGUGGCGUUGGUCGGAUCUCGGGAGGUGGGAGGUCGUCAGCGAUCCGGCAGCGAUGUGUCAAAGCUGCGGGUGACGUCCAAAGAGCCGAAGGUGAAGACUGGGAGUCUGCCCCGGGGGAGCGAGAGAUCCUGGGACAAACAGUCCCAUCUGGAGGCCUCCAAGGUGCACAAGGCCCAGCAGGUGCAGGCUCAGUCUCGAACGCCACAGCCAGGGAAGAGGUUCAGCAUGCAGGGUCGGAGUCGCUGUGCCUCCAUGGAUGAAGUCCUCUCCUCCAGACCAGCGAUGAUCCGAUCGGAGUUGCGGUCCGUUCUGCGUCGUUGUACCACAGAAGAGGAGGCGUCCGGCGGGGCUUCGGUCCAGCCGGUCGGUCAGCUGCAGAGCCUCAUUGCCCAGAGGAUGCAGAGAGCUCAGGAGCUGCUGGAGGAGAUGCGACUGCAGGAGCUGCAAAAGGCCAAAGCAGAGAGAGAACGAGGAGGUAGCUCACCUUACAUGAAGGGGAUCGACUCCCCUCGCCUCCAUCACCUCAGGGGCUCCGACUCUCCUCACUCCAGCAGGUCCUCAGGAUCUUCGAGGAGCCGGAGCAGCGACUCUCCUCGCCACCGAGGCAAAGACUCUCCUCGUCUGCGAGGGAGAGAGUCUCCUCGCUCCAAAGCAAAGAAGAAUCGCUCCAAAGGGGCCGACUCGCCUCGCUCCAGAGGAUCACAUUCACCCGCCGCUAAAGCAAACGACUCCCCUCGCCUGAAAGAUUCACCUCAUCUGACUGUCACCGACUCUCCUCGAUCGAAGAGCUCGGACACAGUCUGUUCACCCAAACUCAAGGAAUCACCCAACGCUUCUUUCAACAAGGAGGACGACUCUCUGAAGUCACCUGAUUCGCCUCCAUGUGUCAGAGGAUCGGAGCCCUCGCAGGUCAAAGGAUCUGAUUCACUGCAAGGUAGCGAAUCCGACUCCCCCGGCCUCAGGAGCAGCAAGGACUCCUCCUGUCUGAGUCAGAAGAGCCAGUUCGGAUCUUUCGAGACCUCGCUGCCUAAAAGCCCCGACAAAGACCGCCUGUCCCCGCCUCCGUCCGCCUCUCCUCCCCCCCUGCUGCCAGAGGACGACCUGGAGGUGGACAGGAGGCGAGCGGAGGCAGAGCGCCUGCUGGAGGAGGCGGUGUCAUCAUGGAAGGAGGCGCAGGAGGUGCUGCAGGAAGUGAAGGAGCUGCAGAGUCAGACACUGCGGCGGCAGCGCAGGAGGACCUACGAGAAGAUGACGACACCAGCGGGGGCGGCGGGUUCGCCUACGUCACCGGCGGCAGCAGAGGAGGACGACCUGCCGACAUCGCCGACUUCGCCCGAAGACGACGAUGAGUCCGAGACGCAGUGA
Messenger RNA from Scomber scombrus (Atlantic mackerel), 1884 nucleotides. It is a transcript of the gene plekho1a, whose product is annotated as pleckstrin homology domain containing, family O member 1a. Gene Ontology annotation, cellular component: muscle cell projection membrane; ruffle membrane. The transcript is spliced from 9 exons. Gene Ontology annotation, biological process: regulation of myoblast fusion. Lineage: Eukaryota; Metazoa; Chordata; Actinopteri; Scombriformes; Scombridae. The record is from RefSeq and is a predicted model, not a curated record. Bases 1 to 1884 code for a protein of 627 amino acids.